Molecule: messenger RNA, 1618 nt
Organism: Sciurus carolinensis (gray squirrel)
Lineage: Eukaryota; Metazoa; Chordata; Mammalia; Rodentia; Sciuridae
Product: UL16-binding protein 1-like
Exons: 5
Coding region: 3-770 (255 amino acids)
Biological process (GO): antigen processing and presentation of endogenous peptide antigen via MHC class Ib; antigen processing and presentation of endogenous peptide antigen via MHC class I via ER pathway, TAP-independent; immune response
Cellular component (GO): external side of plasma membrane
Source: RefSeq, a predicted model, not a curated record
CCAUGGCUUCUGCGGUGGGCGCUGCGCUGGUUCUCGCGGUCCUGGCUCAGCUCCCGCCUCUCUUUCUUUGCGCGGCGCCGGCCGGUUUGUCGCGGGAUGGAACUUUCGGCACUCACUCUCUCUGCUAUGACUUCACCGUCAAUCCUAACCCUGCACCUGGACAGCAGUGGUGUACAGCUCGAGCCCAGGUCGAUCAGAAGACCUUUCUCUCCUAUGACUGUGGCAUGGACAAGGUCAAAUCCUUGAGUGCCCUGGGAGGGAAGGUGAAUGCCACAGUCACCUGGGAAGAGCAGAACACCGCACUGAGAGAUAUGGGGCAAAUGCUAAAACAGAAACUGGCUGACAUUAAAGCAGAAAAUCCCAGAGCCAGGGAUUUCCCCAUCCUGGAGGGCAGGAUGUCUUGUCAGCUUCAAUCCAGUGGAGCCACCAGCGGGUCCUGGCAGUUUGGCUUCAAUGGACAGAUGAGGCUGCGCUUUGACUCAGACAACCGAAGGUGGACAGAGGUUCAUCCUGGAUCCAACUGGAUGAAAGAAAAGUGGGAAAAGGACAGGGAGGUGACCGAGUUCUUACACAGGUCCUCUAAGGGUGACUGUAGAGCCUGGCUUGUGAAGUUCUUGGAACACUGGAAGGCCGAGCUGGAGCCAACAGGACCCUCAAGCACCACCACAGACACAACCUUUCAGAAGUCCGCAGCCAGCACUCUUAUUCCUCUGACCCUGCCAUGGAUCCUCACCUGCUUCAUCAAAUGGGCAUCCAGCAGUUCCACUUGACAGGUUGAAGAUGCUCCCAAGAAACUUCUGGAAAUGUGAUUCAGUUAAGUGACUCUCCUGGUUGGUCAUCUGCCAGUCUACCACCUGCUAUUCCUCCGUAGAGCAAACGAAGAUAGAACAGCGAAUCCAGAGGCCUCCAAGAUGUCAGUCAGACUUUCCCACACAGCCUGGAGCUCUUCUGCUUAUUCAGGUCUAGGUAGGAUUUGGAAGAGAUAGUGUAGUUCACUUGUGGGAACACCAUGAGCCCAUACCCUACUUCUACAAGUGUUGGACCAUCCUGACUGCUGCUUUCUCUCUCCUGUCCAUUGUAGCAAUGACACUCACCUUUCCUUUGCAACCUUUGGCCUUGGGCACCCAGGAUCUGAUUAUCCCCAUGAAAAUCAUGUAACAUCAAGUUCAACUUCCAGCUCUUUAUUCUGUUUUGUGGUAUUCUAAUUCUGCACUUUUUGUUAAGAUGUUAGGUCAUGUCCUUUGCUACCUAUGGAAUUGUGCUCUUAGCCUCUGGUAGAGCAAGAAAUUCAAUAUUUCAUCUUGGUCAAAUACUUCUCUGCACUUUGAGCUGCCCUUUGUAUAGUUUGGAUCUGGAAUGUCCCCCAAAGAUUCAUGUGCUGACUAUGGUGCUUUUAAAUGUGAUGCAAUCUUUAGGAGAGGAGGCAUAGAGUCACUCUUUGAAGGGCUAUUUAUGUCCCAGGCCCCUACCCCCCUCCUCGUUAAAAAGAAUAAAUUUUUGUUAUCAUUAUUUAUCAUUGCAAUAUGGUGCAAUAUUGUCUGUUAAGUACCAUGGCAGACAACAUUUUUAACAUCAGCGACUCUUUGUAUGUUUUAUUGUAUUUAAAUAAACAUCUGUG